Molecule: messenger RNA, 5844 nt
Organism: Trichechus manatus latirostris (Florida manatee)
Lineage: Eukaryota; Metazoa; Chordata; Mammalia; Sirenia; Trichechidae
Gene: KIF20B
Product: kinesin family member 20B
Exons: 34
Coding region: 220-5685 (1821 amino acids)
Biological process (GO): microtubule-based movement
Cellular component (GO): kinesin complex; microtubule; nucleus
Molecular function (GO): ATP binding; microtubule binding; ATP hydrolysis activity
Source: RefSeq, a predicted model, not a curated record
AUUCGAAAAGGAAAAUAACCGAGGUCUUGCUCGCUGGGCUGGUCGGCCUGGCACCGCAACGUGUGCAGUUACAGAUACGGGUAGUCUCCGACUGAGGACGGGUUCCUUUCCGACGACUCCAGCUUAAGUCGAUUCUGAGGUAUAUGAGGGAUCAUACGGCUUGGUUUACAUGGUGACUUAACGAAGGUUGUCUGAAGAAGGUGCUAUUAUUCUUGCAGAAUGGAAUCUAAUUUGAAUCAAGAUGGGGCACCUAGACCAUCUUACGUUUUUAGUGCUGACCCGAUUGAAAGGCCUUCGGAAAUAAACUUUGAUGGCAUUAAGCUUGAUCUCUCUCAUGAAUUUUCUUUAGUUGCUUCAAGCGCUGAGGUAAAUAGUUUGGAAUCCAAAGAUUAUCUCCAGGUUUGUCUUCGAAUAAGACCAUUAACACAGUUAGAAAAGGAACAUGAAUCUGAGGGCUGUGUGUGUAUUCUGGAUUCACAGACUGUUCUGCUUAAAGAUCCCCAAAGCAUCAUUGGUCAGUCAACUGAGAAAAGCUCUGGGCAGAUGGCACAGAAAUUCAGUUUUUCCAAGGUUUUUGGCCCAGAAACUACACAGAAGGAAUUCUUUCAGGGUUGCAUUGAGCAGCUAGCAAAAGAUCUCUUGAAAGGACAAAGUCGACUGAUUUUUACUUAUGGGGUAACCAACUCAGGAAAAACAUACACAAUUCAAGGGACAGAAGAAAAUAUUGGUAUUCUCCCUCGAACUUUGAAUGUAUUAUUUAAUAGUCUUCGGGAAAAACUGUAUACAAAGAUGAACCUUAAACCACAUAGAUCCAGAGAAUACUUACGGUUAUCACCAGAUCAGGAGAAAGAAGAAAUUGCUUGCAAAAAUGCAUUGCUUCGGCAAAUUAAAGAGGUUGCUAUGCAUAAUGACAGUUCUGAUACUCUUUAUGGAAGUUUAAUAAACUCUUUGAAUACCCCAGAGUGUGAAGAAUCCGUGAUAGAUUGUGAACAAGCUAGCUUAAAUAUGGAUGAUAAUAUAAAAUUUUCUGUGUGGGUUUCUUUCUUUGAAAUUUAUAAUGAAUGCAUUUAUGACUUGUUUGUUCCUGGAUCACCCAAGUUUCAAAAGAGAAAGAUGCUGCGCCUUUCCCAAGAUGUAAAGGGCUAUUCUUUUAUAAAAGACCUUCAAUGGAUUCAAGUAUCUGAUUCCAAAGAAGCAUAUAGACUUUUAAAAGUAGGAAUAAAGAACCAGAGUGUUGCCUUCACAAAACUGAAUAAUGCUUCUAGUAGAAGUCACAGCAUAUUCACUAUUAGAAUAUUACAGAUUGAAGAUUCUGAAAUGCCUCGUGUACUGCGAGUCAGCGAAUUGUCUUUAUGCGAUCUUGCUGGUUCAGAACGAAGCAUGAAGACACAGAAUGAAGGCGAAAGGUUAAGAGAGACUGGAAACAUCAACACUUCUUUAUUGACCCUUGGAAAGUGUAUUAAUGUUUUGAAGAACAGUGAAAAGUCAAAGUUUCAACAGCAUGUGCCUUUUCGGGAAAGUAAACUUACCCACUAUUUUCAAAGUUUUUUUAAUGGUAAAGGGAAAAUAUGUAUGAUUGUCAAUAUCAGCCAGUGUUGUUUUGCCUAUGAUGAAACACUCAAUGUAUUGAAGUUCUCAGCCACUGCACAAAGAGUUUUUGUUCCAGACACUUUAAAUACCUCUUUAGGAAAAUCAUUUGCACCUGUCAAGUCUUCUCAGGAUACAUCAUUAGACAUUAAUGAUUUAGACAAUAAAACAUUAAAUGUAAAAAGAACCACCAUUUCAUGGGAAAGUAAUCUUGAAGAUCUGGCGGAAGAUGAAGAUUUGACUGAGGAUCUAGAAAAAGCUGAAGAAAACAAAAAUGUGGGAACUGAAUUUACUGAAGAAGAUCUAGAUCAAACUUUAGAGGAAGACAAGGCUCUCAUUAGUCAAGAGAAGAGAAAACUAUUGGAUUUAAUUGAAGACUUGAAAAAAAAGCUGAUAAAUGAAAAAAAAGAAAAGUUAACAUUGGAAUUAAAAAUUCGAGAAGAAGUUACACAGGAGUUUACUCAGUAUUUGGCUCAACGGGAAGCUGACUUUAAGGAAACUCUCCUUCAGGAAAGAGAGAUAUUGGAAGAAAAUGCUGAAUGUCGUUUGGCUAUCUUCAAGGAUUUAGUUGGUAAAUGUAACCUUCAAGAAGAACCAACAAAUGAAGAUCCUGCCAUGAAAGUUGAAACUGAAGGAACACAUAAUUGUAUAGGAAUUGAAGACAUUAUUGAUUCUCUUCAAGAUGAUGUCACUGAUAUUAAGAAACAGGCUGAAAUUGCUCACUUAUAUAUUGCAUCUCUUGCUGACCCCCAGGAAGCAAUUGCUUGUUUAGAACUAAAGUUUAAUCAAGUUAAAGCUGAAUUAGCUAAGACCAAAGAAGAAUUAAUUAAAACCCAAGAAAAGUUAAAAAAGAGAGAAAAUGAAUCAGAAAUUAAUUUAAAUUCAUUGGUUCAAGAGCUUGAGAACUCUAAUAAGAGAAUAAUUAUGCAGAAUCAGAGAAUUGAAGAAUUGAUAGAUAUAAUUGAGCAAAAAGAGGAUACUGUCAACAAGUUUCAGAACCUAAAGUCUCAUAUGGAAAACAUACUUAAAGACAGUGACAACACUGAUGCAUCUUCUUUAAUAAUAAAGAAUAAAUUGACUUGUCCUGAAAUAGUUGAAGUACCUGAGGACAGCAAAACUAAAACCUCUUCAGGAAGAAAAAGAUCAAAUGAAAAUGAACUUCUUCAGCAAGAUGAACCACCAGCAAAGAAAGGACCUAUAUAUAUUAGCAGUUCUAUCUCUGAAUACCGCAAGAAAAGUGAAGAUAUGCAGCAAAGCAUUUCCAAAGAAAAGGAAGACAUUAGAGUUUUAAAAAAAAACAAUGAAGAGUUGAAAACACAUUUACUCAUUGUUGAGAAUGAAUUUAUAAAUGAAAAAGAAGAAAAAGCAGAAUUAAAUAAACAGAUUGUUAGUUUGCGGGAGGAACUUUCUUCUUCUGAAAAAAAGAUUUUUAAUUUAAGUAUAGAGGUCCAACAAAUUCAAUCAAAAUAUGAAAAUGCAAUUUCUGAAUUACAAGUGCAGAAAGAUAUAAAUCAAGAACAGGAAGAAAAGAUUAUGAAACUGUCAGAGGAGAUAGAAACUACUAGAAAAAACAUCACAAAUAAUGUUUCAAAAAUAAAAUUAAUGCAGACAAAAAUAGAUGAACUACAUAUGCUUGAUUCAGGUUCUCAGAUCUCAGACAUAGAUUUACUUAGUCUCAGGGAUCUGUCAAAUUGUUCUCAGGAGGAUAAUUUGCUGAAUACGCAGUUACACCUUCUAGGUGAUGAUUAUUUGGUAAGUAAGCAGAUUAAAGAAUCUUGUAUUCAAGAACUCAGUCGAGAAAGUUCUUUCCACUCUAGUAUUGAAGCCAUUUGGGAAGAAUGUAAGGAAAUUGUGAAGGUCUCCUCCCAAAAAAGUCAUCAUAUCCUGGAACUGGAACAAGAAGUUGAAAAAUUACAGGUAGAAGUGAAAGGCUAUAAAGAUGAAAAUGACAGACUAAAGACAGAAGAGAGGGAGAAUAAGAAUCAAGAUGACCUACUAAAAGAAAAAGAAAGUCUUGUACAACAGCUGAAAGAAGAACUGCAAGAAAAAACCAUUAGUCUUAGUGUUGAAGUACAGCAUGUAGUUGAAGGAAAGAGAGCACUUUCAGAGCUUACACAAGAUGUUAUUUGUUACAAGGCGAAAAUACAGGAACUGGAAACAAUUUUCGAGGCACAGAAAGACAAAUACAGUUGUUCAGCCAAGUUAGAACAAGAAAUUUUAGAAAAGGAGUCUGUCAUCCUUAAGCUGGAAAGAAAUCUAGAGGAAUUUCAAGCAAGUCUUCAGGAUUCUAUCAAAAACACCAAAGAUUUAAGUGAAAGAGAAGUCAAACUGAAAGAAGAAAUCACACAAUUAACAAAUAAUUUGCAAGAUGUGAAGCACUCACUUCAACUAAAGGAAGAAGAAAACGAAACCAACAGACAAGAAACGGAAAAAUUGAAAGAGGAGCUAUCUGCAAGCUCAGCUCUUACCCAGAAUCUGAAAGCGGAUCUUCAGAGGAAAGAAGAUGAUUAUGCUGAGCUGAAAGAGAAACUGGCUGAUGCCAAAAAGCAGAUUGAGCAAGUACAGAAAGAGGUCUGUGUCAUGCGUGAUGAGGAAAAAUUACUGAGGAUUAAAAUUAAUGAACUGGAGAAAAAGAAAAACCAGUGUUCUCAGGAAAUAGAUAUGAAACAGCGAACUAUUCAACAACUCAAGGAGCAGUUAAAUAAUCAUAAAAUGGAAGAAGCUAUACAACAGUAUGAGAAAGUUUGCAAAGAUCUAAAUGUUAAAGAGAAAAUAAUUGAAGAUAUGCGAAUGACACUGGAAGAACAAGAGCAAACUCAGGUAGAACAAGAUCAAGUACUUGAGGCUAAAUUAGAGGAAACGGAAAGAUUGGCCACAGAAUUGGAAAAAUGGAAGGAAAAAUUCAAAGAUCUGGAAACCAGAAGUAAUCAAAGUUCAAAUAAAGAAUUUGUGGAUAACACAGAUAUACUUAGUGAAAAGCUCAGUAAGCUUCAAGAUGAGUUACAGGAAUCUGAACAGAAAUAUAAAGCUGAUAGAAAAAAAUGGUUAGAAGAAAAAAUGAUCCUUAUCACCCAAGCAAAAGAAGCUGAAAACCUACGAAACAAAGAGAUGAAAAAAUAUGCUGAAGACAGAGAACGCUGUUUAAAGCAACAGAAUGAAGUGGAAAAACUUACAGAACAGCUGGCAGAGAAAGAUACUGACCUCCAGAGAUGGCGAGAAGAACGAGAUCAACUGGUUGCAGCUUUAGAAAUACAGCUGAGAGCACUGAUCUCUAGUAAUGUACAGAAAGAUAAUGAAAUUGAACAAUUAAAAAAGACCACAUCAGAGGCUUCUAAAAUGGAAAAACCAAGUGUGGAAAUCAUACCCAGACAUAUUAAUUCAACAGAUCCUGGUGGAGUAGAAACUGAAACUCAACCAACAAGUUAUGAAAUUUCUACAAAUGAAGUUGAGGAUGGAUCUGUAGUCCUUGACUCUUGUGAAGUGUCAACAGAAAAUAUUCAAAUGACUCGGUUUCCAAAACCUGAGUUAGAGAUUCAGUUUACACCUUUGCGGCCAAACAAAAUGGCAGUGAAGCACCCUGGUUGUACCUCACCAGUGACAGUUAAGAUUUCCAAGCCCAGGAAGAGGAAAAGUAAUGACAUGGAGGAGGACUUGGUAAAGUGUGAAAAUAAGAAGAACACUACACCCAGAAGUAAUUUGAAGUUCCCUGUUUCAGAACAUAGGAAUUCUUCUGUCAAAAAGGAGCAAAAGAAAACGUAUUCUUUACGGAGUCAGGCAUCCACAAUUAGUGUAAACUUGGCCACUAAGAAAAAAGAAGGAACACUGCAAAAAUUUGGAGACUUCUUACAACAAUCUCCAACAAUUCUUCAAUCAAAAGCAAAGAAGCUAAUUGAAACAAUAAGCACUUCAAAGCCGGUAAAUAUGAAUGCAAGCAAAGAAAAUGCAUCUCGACCAAAACGAGCCAAACGGAAAUUAUACACAAAUGAAAUUUCGUCUCCUAUUGAUAUAUCUGGCCAAGUGAUACUGAUGGACCAGAAAGUAAAGGAAAGUGAUCACCAGAUUCUCAAACGACGACUUCGAACAAAAACGGCUAAAUAAAUCCUUUGUGGAGAAUGUUUUAAUAUAGAUUUUAUUUCCAUAAUCAUAGUAACUUACAUCCUUACCUUUUUAAGAUGCUUGUAUAUAUUAUGAUGAACUAAAUCACUCUGUAUAUCAAUUGCUGUUUUAUACAUGUUGUAAUUUUACUUCAAUAAAGAA